GUAGUUCAUGCACUGAUUUCUGAAGCUGCGCACCCCUGUAUUGCCACAUCUUCCAGUGGUGCCAUUUACAAGUGCAGAGCAUUCUGUAAGUUCUUUCUAAUUUUUCUAAAGUCUCUAUAAAGCUUUCAUCAUAACGAAAGUGAUGAAAAUGUUGCCUAAUAACGUCAGAGCAGAUUUCGGAUGGUAAGCAAGCAAGAAUUGACCCGAUGCACCACUUUGGGGUCUAAAGGACGUCUGGACUUGAAGGGAAAGAAGUCAAAGCUCGAGAAGGGAGCGUAUUUUCAGUAAACCGAAAGAACAAAACAAGUAUUAAUGGUGCGCCAUGGAGUGCACCAGCAUCAACCCAGCGCGCCCUUGUUGAAAGCAUCAUCCUGAGAGAUGAUGAUGAGAGCGCCAACAUUUGGACUUGUGUGGAGCUGUCUGGGCUUUCUUCACAGCGUUCACUGCGGUUUAGGGGACAACCAUGUGCAUUCCAGCUUUAUUUACAGGCGGUUGCGUAACCACGAGCGGCGAGAGAUCCAGAAAGAGAUCCUCUCCAUCCUGGGCUUGCCCCACCGUCCCAGGCCCUUCGCGCAGGGGAAACAAGGGUCGUCAGCACCUUUGUUUAUGCUGGACCUGUACAACGCGAUGACGACCGACGAGGAGGACGUGUUGCUCGGAAAGGCGCUCGCUGGGAAACCGCGUAAAAGCGCGUCUGGAGUUGCACAUGGACAUUGGCGUGCGCCGCAUCAGGCGUACCGCGCAGCGCCCGCGGCCAGCCAGAAUCCGCCUCUGGCCACAGAGCACGACACCAACUUUCUGAAUGACGCGGAUAUGGUGAUGAGUUUUGUCAAUCUAGUUGAGAGGGAUAAGGAUUUCUCCCAUCACAGACGACAUUACAGAGAGUUUCGUUUCGACCUGACUCAGAUUCCUGAAGGUGAAGCUGUGACUGCUGCAGAGUUCAGGAUUUAUAAAGACCAAAGUCCUGUCCGAUAUGAGAAUAUCACACUCAAAGUCACCAUAUAUCAAGUCAUCAAAGAAUAUGCAAACAGGGAUGCUGAAACAUUUGUCUUGGACUCUAAAAAGAUCCGUGCUUCUGAUGGAGGAUGGCUGGUGUUUGAUAUCACAGCCACCAGUAAUCACUGGGUUUUGAAUCCACAGCAGAAUAUGGGCCUUCAACUGUGUGUGGAGACCGCUGAUGGUAAAAGCAUCAGUAUGAAAUCUGCUGGCAUCAUUGGAAGAAACGGCCCUCAGUCCAAACAGCCAUUCCUUGUUGCUUUCUUCAAAGCCAGCGAGGUGCUUCUCCGUUCCGUAAGAGCCACGGGUGGAAAGAGGAAGAUCCACAACCGAAAUAAAACCAAAACCCAACAAGAAACUUCACCAGCUCUCAAAAGUGGAGAUCAAAACACCAGUGAACAGAGGCAAGCCUGCAAGAAGCAUGAACUGUAUGUCAGCUUCCGCGACUUAGGAUGGCAGGACUGGAUUAUUGCUCCGGAGGGAUACGCAGCCUUUUAUUGUGAUGGAGAGUGUUCAUUUCCAUUGAAUGCACAUAUGAACGCAACAAACCACGCCAUUGUCCAGACCUUGGUCCAUCUAAUGUUCCCUGACAAUGUGCCAAAGCCCUGCUGUGCACCAACCAAACUAAAUGCCAUAUCAGUGCUGUAUUUUGAUGACAGCUCCAACGUGAUAUUGAAAAAGUACAGGAAUAUGGUGGUAAGGUCCUGUGGAUGUCAUUGAAGGCCGGAGUGCUUCUGUGAUAUUGCUGGAACGAAAAACAUAUCAAAAUAAAUAGUUUUUGACAUUUGAUGUACAGUAUUAUGUAUAUAUUAGCUUACAUUCCCUCUUAUUUAUUUGCCUUUGCUUUGAUAUGAUAUGAUAUGAAAGCUGUAGAUCAGUUACUACUUCUUCUACAGAUCCGUGCCUUAUUGUUUUUUUCUGAAACAAUGUUAAAACAUUAGGCCAGAAUUACCAUAAAUUAAGUUGACCACUUCAACAUGAGCUUGCUGCUAUUUUACAAAAGAAAUCCCAAAAAUAGUUACAUAAUCACAACGUUGGUUUUCCAAAAAGAACAUGUCAUUUAAGUUUCUUUGUCAAAAUACAUUUAAUGUUGUUAUAAAAGCACUGAGUAUGUGUCUUAGGACAUUUCAUAUGUUUCACAAAUAGUCUAAAGUGUUGCAACACACAAUACUGGUUUAUGUCAGUUUGUUGUGGAUAGCAGCGGGUGGAUAUACAAAUUAUUAUUCAUUUUUAUCUAUAUUUUAUUAUUGUUAUUAUUUUGUUUGUAUUCAGAGAAAAUAGUCUUCCAAGAUCCUUGUAACUUUUCUAUGUUUUCUUAUACUAGUACUUUGAGUAAUAUAUUUUUGGAAAAAUAUUUUAGAACCAUGUUUAUGUAUCAUUAAAUCUAUUUUCAAAUA
Molecule: messenger RNA, 2393 nt
Organism: Triplophysa rosa
Lineage: Eukaryota; Metazoa; Chordata; Actinopteri; Cypriniformes; Nemacheilidae
Gene: bmp5
Product: bone morphogenetic protein 5
Exons: 7
Coding region: 379-1716 (445 amino acids)
Biological process (GO): SMAD protein signal transduction
Cellular component (GO): extracellular region
Molecular function (GO): growth factor activity; cytokine activity
Source: RefSeq, a predicted model, not a curated record